CGCUAGGGCCCGCCCCUGACCGCGCCACCGCCGCCGGGCGAUAAAGGUCUCUCGGCGGAGCUCUGACGUCACAGCGAGUUAAUUUUAAACCCGGACAAGAUGGCGGAAAGGGACGCGGCGCGGCGCGCGGGCCCGGCCCGCCAACGGCCCGCACCGGCAGGUAAGCAUUAUGAGGAAGAAGAGGAGGAUGCCCUACCCGACUCGGAUGCCCUGCCAGACUCGGAUGAUGAGGUGGAUUUGGAUAAGCCGCGCCCCAUACAGAUUGUUCUUGCUCAUGAAGAUGACCAUAACUUUGAAUUAGAUGAAGCAGCAUUGGAAAAAAUCUUGCUUCAGGAACACAUCAAAGAUCUUAACAUAGUAGUUGUGUCUGUAGCAGGAGCUUUCCGCAAAGGAAAAUCUUUUCUGCUGGACUUCAUGCUUAGAUACAUGUAUAACAGGACUUCUCCUUGCUGGAUAGGUGGAAACACUGAGCCAUUGACUGGGUUUACAUGGAGAGGUGGAUGUGAACGGGAAACCACUGGCAUACAGAUUUGGAGUGAAGUAUUUGUAAUUGAUAAGCCCAAUGGAACAAAGGUUGCUGUACUGCUUAUGGAUACCCAAGGUGCCUUUGAUAGCCAAUCCACUAUCAAAGACUGUGCAACGGUUUUUGCUCUGAGCACCAUGACGAGUUCUGUCCAGGUGUACAACUUGUCCCAGAAUAUUCAGGAAGAUGACCUUCAACAUUUGCAGUUGUUUACAGAAUACGGAAGACUAGCUAUGGAAGAGAUUUACCAAAAGCCAUUUCAGACACUAAUGUUCUUAAUUAGGGACUGGAGUUAUCCUUAUGAACAUGCAUAUGGCUUGGAAGGAGGAAGAAAGUUCCUAGAGAAAAGAUUGCAGGUAAAGCAAAACCAACAUGAAGAGCUACAGAAUGUAAGGAAGCAUAUUCACUCCUGUUUCAGUAAUCUUGGCUGUUUCCUGUUGCCCCACCCUGGUCUUAAAGUUGCGACAAAUCCAAAUUUUGAUGGGAGGUUGAAUGAUAUAGAUGAGGAUUUUAAGAACGAACUGCGGAAUUUGAUACCAUUACUGCUUGCCCCUGAAAACUUGGUAGAAAAAGAGAUUAGUGGAUCCAAGGUGACCUGUAGAGAUCUUGUAGAAUACUUCAAGGCUUAUAUUAAAAUCUAUCAAGGAGAGGAGCUACCUCAUCCGAAAUCUAUGCUGCAGGCAACAGCUGAGGCGAACAAUCUCGCUGCUGUGGCAGGAGCAAAAGACUUGUACAGUAAAGGCAUGGAGCAGGUUUGUGGAGGAGAUAAGCCCUACAUCGCCCCAUCGGACCUUGAGCGGAAGCAUCAGGAUUGCAAGGAGUCAGCCAUCAGGCAGUUCCGCUCGGUGAAGAAGAUGGGAGGGGAGGAGUUCUGUCGGCGCUACCAGGAACAGCUUGAAGUGGAAAUCGAUGAGAUCUAUGCAAACUUUGUGAAGCACAACGAUGGCAAAAACAUCUUUUAUGCUGCUCGUACCCCUGCCACUCUAUUUGCAGUCAUGUUUGCCAUGUAUAUAACCUCAGGACUGACUGGGUUCCUUGGUAUGAACUCUAUAGCUACCCUGUGUAAUCUCGUGCUGGGGAUGGCUCUUAUAUCGUUUUGUACUUGGGCAUACGUUAAGUACUCUGGGGAAUUCAGAGAAGUUGGAACAGCCAUUGAUCAGAUCGCUGAAGCUAUAUGGGAACAGAGGAAUCCCAGGAAGGUGUUUUCCAAACUCUUUGAAGUCCUUAGACGCCGAACGAUUCGCCGUGCUCUAACAUCAGUGCCGCGACAGCGACUCUCAUCCAACAAUAACAAGAAGAAAAACUAGCCAGUAUUUUUAACUUUCUUUCUGUAUCUGAAGUGUUCACACUUACACAUGUAGGACAAUAAGCUGGACCGUCUGGGCCGGUCUGCAUAAAUGCUGUAACCAUACCAGACUGCUGCUGCAUAUAGGGUAUGGAAUUGCACAUCCAUCUUCUAGGAACUGUAAAAUGGUUUGAAUUCAGUGAAAUACUGCUGUAUAGGAGGGAUAUCACUUGUGUCCAUAGCAUGUGACUGAUUCAACCUCGUUACUGUAGCAGCAAAACUCACUUCUCUUUCAGUUCAUGCCAGUUUGUGUCAGACUUCAGCAUUCCAAGCUUUUUUUUUUAAUUUUCAUUAUUUCAACUCUCAUCUCUUUGUAUGUUUUUAUAUUUUCUUUUCCUUGGUUACCUCAUUCUUUUGUUUCUUUUGCACGUUUCUCAUUCCACAGGUGUUGAAGCCCAUGAGUGAUAAUUUGAUGGAGGAUCAUAUGAGGCAGUCUGUAAAAAACUCUAUCAAAGCAAGCCUGGGCGAGCAGGUGUCUCACCAUGCCAGACUAAAGACAGACUGACACUUCAUCUCCUCUUCAACUCUGCCCUCUCAUCCUAGACAUGCUUGCUGUACCAUGAGAACUCAGUAAUUAAAGAAAUGAAUAAAUAAAAAUAAACCAAAGUUUACAAUCAACUGUAGAAGUAGUUUAGUGUGAUUGGCUUCACAGAUUGCUGCCAUCACCUGGGAGGAGUUAAGUUUGUCAGUGCUCUGCUUCUAAGACAAACUGGUGCCAUGGAGACGGCUGGGGGUGGGAGGGAGGGUGUCUGUUUUAUGUAUAGUCCUGGUGAACCCUGCACAUGUGCGUUUGGGGGGUGACAAGGAGGGAGGGAUCUGCCCCCCCUAUAUUUGAGCUGGUGCAGACUCUGGCUUACAGUGGGAAUCUGUCCUCUGCAGGAGGUAAUUCAGGGAAGUGUAACGAUCAGACCCACAUAAAGGGUGCUCUCACCAAACGUACCCAGCUCCACACCAUCCCCUCGCCACCUCUAACAAGAGUUUCUGCGUAUCAAGUCAGCGAAGCCAUUAGAGCCACCACAUUACAACACGUAUGUUGCUUUAUUGCCUUCUCUACCAGUGUUACACAAAUGCAUGUAUUGGUUCCUCACACUGCCGACAGCAGAACUGACUUGUAAGGGAGGCAGUGGGUCAGAGCAUACGGUGUCUUGCCUUGAACUCGCAGACCUGGUCCUGAGGGAGGUGCAUAUCAGAACUGAGCUGUCUUUUUCUGCAGUUUAGCCUUCGUGUAUAUAAUAUUGCCAUUAAUUCUACUGGGGGAGAAAUUCCAUCCAAAAAUGUUGCCUACAGCUACCAAGCAAUGAGUUAGGAUUGUCUGUACAGUGUGUUUAGUUUUUAUUUUUUAAGAAAUCACAGAUAGGGCAUGUAUAUGAAAUAUAAAUAUAUAAAUACGAUUUUGUAUCAAAGUUUUGUAGUUUAUGGCAAAACCUGGUUCUGUGGUAGCUAAAAGUGCAGUCCCUGUAAAGGAAUGUUUGUGGCUCAUGUAAAUGUGUGAAUGCAUCAACAAUUUGAAGUUUUUUGAUAUGUUUGUGAUAUUUACCUGCCUUGAGCACUGCAAUCUCUCACCCCCUUGGGAAAAAUCAGUGGGAAUGUUUGUUGUGAAACUCUUGUCUUCUGUUGCAUUUUAAAGUUAUUUCCUGUAAUUUAUUUUCAGUACAUGAUUAAAAUCAGUUGUGUAUAUAUGAAAUGAAAUCCGUGCUUAUUUUUAAAAGAUGUUCAAGUAUGUAUUCUACUACAUAAACUAUGUCAAAUACUUAUCCUGACAAUUAUAUGAACAAAUUGUCUAUUGUACUUCAUAGCUUUCUAUUGAAGCUGAUGUUCUCCUCAUGCUUGUCUCUGAAAGAUGACAUCUGUCUAGCUCAUACCCCCUCCCUGCAUAGGACAACUUUCUGGUAUUCUAAAGCACGCUUCUUGCCUUGUGGAGUUGCUUGUCAGCUUCUGCCCUCCAGCAACUGUAUCGUUCUGGAAUCUUGUUACUGGCUCUAUUUUCACUCUUGACUAAAUCAACUGUGUGGAGUGUAAAAGGCAGCUAAAGAAUUAACUGCUGUAGUUUCGGCUGGAAAUGACUGUGGGCAAUAGCUGGGUUUUUUUGCAUUCCUAAAUGGUAAUAAUUUCCAUCGACAUUUGAGCUUCAUCAGUCUCCCCUCUCGAGUGAGGGAAAUCAUCUGUCCAGGACUAAAGCAAUUGCACUGUGACUUUUGUACCAUAAAGGACUGCUGGGGAGUGGAGGUUACCUGCCCUCUGGAGAUGAGGGCUCAGCUCCAAGUGAAUGAUGCUAACGAUGAGGUAGGAAUGUUGCAUUUUAUGAUAUCUUCUCUCAAACUGUACAGAUUAAAUACUGUUAUUUAAACAAU
Strigops habroptila (Kakapo) is the source of this 4219-nucleotide messenger RNA. It is a transcript of the gene ATL2, whose product is annotated as atlastin GTPase 2. Gene Ontology annotation, molecular function: GTPase activity; GTP binding. NCBI's taxonomy places the organism in Eukaryota, Metazoa, Chordata, Aves, Psittaciformes, Psittacidae. Gene Ontology annotation, biological process: protein homooligomerization; endoplasmic reticulum organization. The transcript is spliced from 14 exons. The coding region runs from base 100 to 1830 and encodes 576 amino acids. The record is from RefSeq and is a predicted model, not a curated record.